GGAAGUAGUUCGCUUGGUAAGGGAGCGGCGGGCCUGUCAGACAGUGACACCGAGAGACAGAUCUGACCCCUCCCUGCCAUCCCCCGUCAGGAGCAGCCAUGAUCCUGCUGGAGGUCAAUAACCGGAUUAUUGAGGAGACUCUCAACCUCAAAUUCGAAAAUGCUGCGGCUGGGAACAAACCAGAGGUUGUAGAAGUGACAUUUGCAGACUUCGAUGGAGUUUUAUAUCACAUCUCCAAUCCAAAUGGCGAUAAAGCUAAACUUAUGAUCAGUAUUUCCCUGAAAUUCUACAAGGAGCUUCAGGAGCAUGGCACGGAUGAGGUCCUAAAUAAAGUUUAUGGAAGUUAUUUGGUGCCUCCUGAGCCUGGUUACAAUGUUUCCUUACUCUAUGACUUGGAGUCCUUACCCCCAAACAGAGAGUCAGUUGUUCACCAAGCUGGCAUGCUAAAACGCAAUUGCUUUGCCUCUGUAUUUGAGAAGUAUUUUAAGUUCCAGGAAGAGGGGCGUGAUGGAGAAAAGAGAGCAGUGAUUCAUUACAGAGAGGACGAGACUAUGUAUGUGGAAGCCAAGAAGGACCGGGUAACAGUUGUAUUUAGCACAGUUUUUAAAGAUGAUGACGAUGUGGUGAUAGGCAAAGUGUUUAUGCAGGAAUUUAAAGAGGGGCGUCGCGCCAGUCACACUGCCCCUCAAGUGCUUUUCAGCCACCGGGAGCCACCUCUGGAGUUGAAAGACACAGAUGCUGCAGUUGGGGACAAUAUUGGAUAUAUCACAUUUGUGCUUUUUCCUCGUCAUACAAAUGCCAAUGCAAAAGACAACACCAUCAAUCUUAUCCACACAUUCCGGGACUACCUGCAUUACCACAUCAAGUGCUCCAAGGCUUAUAUUCACACUCGCAUGAGGGCGAAAACGUCGGACUUCCUUAAGGUCUUGAACAGAGCUCGCCCAGAUGCAGAGAAGAAAGAAAUGAAAACUAUAACGGGCAAGACAUUUGCAACUCGCUGAUCAUACAAACUGAAACUUGUGGCAUCAAGUAACAUCGUUCCUUCAACUGCCGAAGAAAAUCCUGAAUGGUUCCUGUUUGAUUCUUGUUCUGGGGUAUAAAUCCAUUAAUUCCAGUGUAUUUGAAGCUGUGCUUUGCCAAGACUGAGAGAACAAAGAAGUGUCAUUCUCAUUUUUACCCAUGUUUUUUGCUCCCCUGCCAUAUUUUGCUUAUAUAUUUACCAGAAUAUUUUUUGUCCAUUGAGAGAACAAACAUUGCCUGUCUGAAUUAAGAAAAGUGACCGUAAUGUUUUUGGAAAUGUUGAUUAAAAAUAAAUCUUUCUAUGCUGUU
Messenger RNA from Bombina bombina (fire-bellied toad), 1329 nucleotides. RefSeq names its product actin related protein 2/3 complex subunit 2 (gene ARPC2). The transcript has 10 exons. Gene Ontology annotation, biological process: actin filament polymerization; Arp2/3 complex-mediated actin nucleation. The coding region runs from base 99 to 1001 and encodes 300 amino acids. Gene Ontology annotation, molecular function: actin filament binding; structural constituent of cytoskeleton. NCBI's taxonomy places the organism in Eukaryota, Metazoa, Chordata, Amphibia, Anura, Bombinatoridae. The record is from RefSeq and is a predicted model, not a curated record. Gene Ontology annotation, cellular component: Arp2/3 protein complex; actin cytoskeleton.